Alosa alosa (allis shad) is the source of this 2376-nucleotide messenger RNA. RefSeq names its product myosin regulatory light chain interacting protein b (gene mylipb). Gene Ontology annotation, molecular function: ubiquitin-protein transferase activity. The transcript is spliced from 7 exons. The record is from RefSeq and is a predicted model, not a curated record. Gene Ontology annotation, biological process: ubiquitin-dependent protein catabolic process. Gene Ontology annotation, cellular component: cytoskeleton. Bases 127 to 1572 code for a protein of 481 amino acids. NCBI's taxonomy places the organism in Eukaryota, Metazoa, Chordata, Actinopteri, Clupeiformes, Clupeidae.
GCUGUCAUUUCUAGCUCGUGGACUGGGAAGUCACCGCUUGCAUGCGUUCACCCUCUCAGGGCGAGCAAUUUCACCUAUAAACCGUGAAACUGCCAGGGUAGGCAUACACCAAAAUAACUGUUCAAAAUGUUCUGCCACGUUACGCGAUCUGAUUCGGUUGUUAUGGAGGUUGAGGUCGAUGCCAAGGCAAACGGAGAGGACUGCUUGAAUAAGGUAUGUCAAAAGUUGGGAAUCAUUGAAGUGGAUUACUUUGGACUUCAGUUUACUGGCAGUGGAGGAGAGAGCUUGUGGCUGAAUCUGAGAAACAGAAUCUCCCAACAGAUGGACAACGUGUCCCCAUGCCGACUGAAACUGAGAGUGAAGUUCUUUGUGGAGCCUCAUCUCAUCCUUCAGGAACAAACAAGACACCUGUUCCUGUUGCACGUGAAGGAGGAGCUCCACAGAGGUAGCCUGCGCCUGGACGCCGAGCAGGCCGCCGAGUUCUGUGCCCUGCUGGCCCAGGCUGAGCUGGGGGACUACAACCCCAACACCGCCAAGUAUAGCUACGCCCACCUGUGCGGAGAAGAGCCCAGUCCUGCCACCCUCAACGGCCUUAUUUCGAAGCACCAGGAACUGGAGGGGAUGGGCCGUCCGUCGGCAGAGUACCAGGCCCUGCAGCUGGUGUCCACUCUGGAGAACUACGGUGUGGAGUGGCACUGGGCCAGGAACAGCGAGGGCCAGAGUCUGGCCAUAGGAGUGGGCCCAGAGGGAGUGUCCGUCUGCAAGGAGGACUUCACACUCAUCAACAGGAUUGUUUAUCCAGUCUUCCAGAUGGCCACACACUCGGGCAAGAGCGUAAACCUGACGGUCACCAAGGAUACCGGCGAGAGUGUUGUCCUUGAGUUCAAGCUUGUCAGCUCCCGAGCAGCCAAGGGCCUGUAUAGAGCCAUCACAGAGAUCCACGCCUUCUACAGAUGUGACACGGUCACCAGCGCCGUGAUGAUGCAAUACAGCCGAGACUUCAAAGGCCACCUGGCCUCUCUCUUCCUGAACGAGAACAUCGACCUGGGCAAGCGCUACGUCUUCGACAUCCAGCGCACCUCCAAAGAGGUGUACGACCGCACGCGCCGGGCCCUCUUCAGCGCCGGGGGGACAACGACGACAGACGCCUCGGCAGGCGGCCAGCGGUGUCGCUCCAUGCUGCGCUCCCUCGGGGAGGACGGGGAGGAGGACGAGGAGGCGGACGAGGAGGAGGGCGCGUGUGAGGGCUGCCAGGAGACGCGGCUGGUGCGGGAGCGGCUCCAGAGGCUGCAGGAGGCCCUGCUGUGCGCCCUGUGCUGCGAGGAGGAGAUCAACGCCGCCUUCUGCCCCUGCGGACACACCGUCUGCUGUCAGGGCUGCGCCACCCAGCUCCAGUGUUGCCCAGUGUGUCGUUCAGAAGUGGACCACAUCCAGCAGGUCUACCUUCCCACAUGUGCCAGCCUGCUGAACCUGGCACUGCCAAGCAAGCACACCUCCUAUACUAUACACAGGGCACUGCCCUCACACAGAGACGCUGCAAUGGACUACACGGACAGUGAAAAGAUCUGUUAAUCACAGGUGGAAAGGGAGGUGCUGGUUACCGCCCCUCACACACACACACAUAGACACACACACACACACACACACACACACACACACACACACACUGUAUAUACUGGUAUAUACACACACACAAGACAAAGUGAAGAUCCGCACACUGUAGAGCUCCCAUGUAAGUAUUUUUUUUUUUUUUUUGGUAACGUUUCAAGCCCUUACGGCCCUUCCUCAGACUUCCCACACACACAUAUACUUACACACACACACACACACUACCCUCUACCCACAGUUGUUUUUCCAUACAGACACAGCCAUCAGAGAUUCCGUUUAAUUUCGACGACCAUUUUCUUGUCAUGGACCUGCCGUCAGUAGAUCUGAUGGACUCCAGUUCCACAGUUACUUGAUGCCAUGUUUUGUUUUGUGAAAGUAUGUAUGAAAGGGAACAGUCUUGAAAAAGGGAAAGUCUCAGGAGGACUCCAUGAACACUCUGAGUCAGAGAGAUCCUUUCUGGGAGUAUGCACAAGCUUUUGGUUGUUUUUGAAAGCUGAAUGUGCUUUAUUUUUGGACAGGUCCAACACACACCAUAUAAUGGACUAAUCUUGUAGCAUUUCCUUCUUCUGAUCUUAUACUUUACAUAUACAUGGUUUCUUGAAUUACCAUAAAAAUGCAAUGAUGUCUCAGAAAUGUAUUAUGACUGGAUUAUGACUGGAUGCUGAUAAAGCAUACAUUUGACUGUAUGUCAGUAUUCUUUUGUAAUGUUUUCACUUGGCUUUGGAAUAUUUCAUAUCACCCAGGUUAUUAAACCAUUAUGUUUGGUAA